AUGACAGAAGUUAAGACGCAGCUACACGACUGGCUGCGAACAACGAUGCGAAUUGCAUACCUCAUGAGUGUCUGCAGCUGUCGCGCGGUAAUUUGGCUCCAGCGUUUGAAUCUUACCGCUCCCCUGCGUCGUUUGAGUGAGGCCAUGCCCACGCGCAGGGAGCUCUACGGCUUGGGGGCAGCAAGCCUCAUGGCGCUGUCUGCGCCCACCCUGCUGGAGAGGGCGUUUGUAGCACCGGGCACUGCCAGCAGCCGGCAGAGGCCGUCAUUCCGUGCCACCGCUCAAGGACACGUGGCUUCGGCUGGGUCGUCCUCAAGUACUUCGCAUGCUGCCUUGGCCGUCGGGCUUUCGGCAGCACUUGGCGCUGGCGCUGGCGCAGCGAGGGCGGCGCGACCAGCGAGGUCGCCGAAGGUGCAUCGCGCGCAGGGUGGUGAAUGGACGCCGCGGCUUUCUGGCUGGACCGCCGCUGAGCUCGCCGGCGAACGCCAACGUGCACAGGCAAUGCCGGACCCUCCGGGCUACAACGGGCCGCGCUACACUGGCCCAGGCAGCAUCACCGACGCCUUCAUUGAUGGUCUGCUGGCCAUGCAGAAGGACGGCCAGCUCCUGCCGAAGAAGGAUGCGUACUUGAUCCUGUUGGACAUCAUCGAUCUCCUCCGAUCGGAAAAGACAUUGGGCCAGGCCUCCAUUCCCGCCGGCGGUCAGCUUACAGUGAUCGGCGACCUGCACGGCCAGUACUGGGACUUUUUGAACCUGCUGAGCAUGACGGGCAAGCCCUCGGCGAGUUCGCCCUUCGUCUUCAACGGUGACUUCGUGGAUCGAGGCUCCUGGUCCAUCGAGGUGAUCCUGUCGAUCUUCGCGCUGAAGCUGAAGGAUCCGCAGUCCGUCUUCCUGAACCGGGGAAACCACGAGAUGCUGGAGACGAACAUCCUGUACGGCUUCUGUGGAGAAUGCGGCUCCAAAUAUGACAUGGAGCUCUUCAACCUCUUCUCUGAGGCCUUCCGGAAUCUUCCGCUCGCCCACUUGGUGGACGGCAAGGUCUUGAUUCUCCAUGGCGGUCUCCCCGGUCCGGACCCCCGAAUCUGGAUGCCCGGACAGACGCACGACCCCACGGAUGCGAUCCCGAUGACCGUCCUUCCCACGCUGGAGGAUAUUGGCGCAGUGGACCGCUACCUGGAGAUCACUCCCGAAUCGUACGGGCAGUCAAUCGGCCCCACAACGACGGACAAGGAGGUGAACGAUAUGAGGAAGCUGAUCGACAUCCUUUGGGGAGAUCCCCGUGGUGGGGACGGGUAUGGCCCUUCCUACAGAAAAGGCAAGGGUGUCUACAUGUUUGGUCCCGAUGUAACUUCCAACUUCUGCGAGAAGAACAACCUUCAGUGCAUCAUCCGGUCACACGAGGUGAAGGCCGAUGGAUACAGGUGGGAUCACAAGCAGCUGCUGAGCGUCUUCAGUGCACCGAACUACUUGGACACUGGCAAUAACAAGGGAGCUUUCCUGAAGCUGACCAAGUCCGCAGAUGGCAGUGUCGCGAUAGAUCCUGUCAACUAUGCGGCAGUCCCCCACCCUGAUGUGCCGCCCAUGAAAUGGCAGGAUCACAUCACGCAGAAUUAUUCUCAUCUCACCCGGCUGAUGAAGAAGAAGGUUUCAGCCACUACCUUCGACGAGUUCGGUGACAGCGACUUCGAGGGAUUGAUGAACUUCGACGAGUGGGAACCUGACGAGGCCGAGCAGUUCCAAGAGGCCUUCAAGGACUUCGCAGUUGGAGACUCCGCCGGCUCGAAGCGCUAUUUUCACGGGAAUGCUUCUGGUCAAGUGGACUCGAGCAAGCCUCCACUGUCCUCAGCCUCAAACAUGGGGUGGAACUGGUUCCUCCUGCCGCUGGCAGCGGCUCAACUGGAGCCCUUUGCGUUGCCACCCAGCUUUGAAGGUACCUGGCAGGGCGUACCCUACGCAAGCGUUGUGGGACCUUGGUCGGAAAACUUCACGUUCGCGAUCACGAAACUGCCGCAGGGGGACUACCUGUUUCAGGCGAAUCUACCUUUCGAUGCCUCUCCGAAAUUCAGGAAGUACUGGAGCUGGCAGAGAUCCUACCUGAGAGUCUCUGGCGACGAUCGCGGACGCCUGCUACAUUGCCCUGGACCCCGAGACCCGACUCGAUUGCGUGUGGCUAUGAUGCAGGCGCACACCGUGAGCGAACGGGAGGUGACCUUCUGUUUGAGGAAGUGGCCCGGCUACGUAGACUCCGAGCAUCCCUUCCCUUUCGAAACCCUUGGCUGCUAUACGGCCGGCACGGAGGAGGGCUGCGGCUGCUUUAAUUGGACCCUGCGUGCGGAGGAGUCCGGUCGGAGACUGCAGUAUCAGGUCUCAAUGGCGGGAUCGCCGUUCCACCAGCGCUCAAAGCAUGUGUGGGCAACCCUGGAAAGAAUCCCCUACAUCGCGCCGGUCGACCUUGAAUUCCCGGGAUCCGGCAGCCAGUUCGAUUGUGAUUACACGCACCGGGACGAGCAUCAGACUCCGUUGGCCAGUUGCCCUUUUGCUUUGCAUUACCGGUCACCCCCGGAAGUCAGCACAGUGGCGGCAGGCUCUUUCCAGCAUUGCUACAACUUGGAUGCCAAAGUCGGCCUAGUUUUGGAGUGGGAUUUACAUGAGACGACAUCGUCCUUGCAUGUCCAGAUCUCUGCAAGGGCAGAUACUGCAGACUACGUGUCAGUCGGAUUCCGGCCACUAGGUGGCUCCUCCAGUGAGUCAGCAAGGAGUGCAGGCACGGGUCGAGAAGAGCGCUUCGGGAUGGCUGGCGCAGACAUUGUUCUGGGACACACAGGAGGGGUGGAGCAGUAUUAUGCCAGCGCUUACUCAGGAGCCCCGGAUCCAGAUGACUCGCUGCAGAUUUGGGAUGCCUCUGUCGAGAAGCGGGGAGGGCGCCUCUUCUUGCGCUUCCGGCGGCCUUUGGUGGGCGGCUGGCUUCACUCCCAUGGUGUGAAUGCCUCCAUCCUCUCCAACCUGUCAGAUAUGAUGUGGGCUGUAGGGAGGUGGAGCCAAGCCGACCGGGCACCUGCCUACCAUGGAUUCCUGCGUGGCUGGAGGGAGGUGGAUUGGGCAGAUCCCGAGUUGGACUCCCGUCCGCUUCUCUCCUUAUUUCAACCGCUGGGCUUACCUGGAGGAAAAAUCUUCGCUGCUCUGGCCAUGGACCAGUGUUUCAAGCUCCAUGAGAUGCGAUUCCACACCAUAACGUGUCAGAUGACCAAGCUCGCCGGUGCGCAGGGUGGACAGAACGCCAAGGAUGCGCCAGAGCUUCCGAAGCCAGAGAUGCACAUCACCGACAUGAGUAAAGCAGAGGUGGACUUUGCCAUAGAGGUGGCGAAGAAGGGCGUGAUCUCGCUGUUUAAGAACGAGAGACGAUCCUUCUGCGAGGUUGCUCAGUUCAUCAAGAAAGAGUUCGACAAGCUCUUCCGACAUGAUUACUUGGCCUUCCAGGGUGCGUGGCACGUCUUCGUCGGCAAGCACUUUGGAGCCUGGGUCACCUACGAGGCGCACAAGCUCGUCUACUUCCACAUCGGGCAGGCAGGCUUUCUCAUCUACAAGCAUGGCUGA
Symbiodinium necroappetens is the source of this 3594-nucleotide messenger RNA. Lineage: Eukaryota; Dinophyceae; Suessiales; Symbiodiniaceae. The record is from the annotation of a GenBank genome assembly.